UGUCACUCUUAACAACGGGCAGCCGGUCAGUCGAGUAUCCAACACUCACAAUCAUCAUGUCGCAGCUCACACACGCUCCUGCCAAUUACAGGAACGGCAAGAGUGCAAUCAAUCAACCUAGGAUGGGGUGGCUCACAUGGCCACACACCAACGACUCUCACACAGCCAUGUCAUGUCCCACACACGCACCAGGCAAUCACGUAGAGAAGAAGACACUCGCGCGCACACACAUCCACGUGGUCAACGUACCUCCCUAAGGAACCCUUCUCCCCCCCAAUCUGCCUCAGACGUAAAAAAUGCCAGCAGUCUCAUAUCCUUCAGACGGCCCCACCUCUCUCCCUCCCCCUCCCUCCCUCUGUCUCCCUUACUCCCUCUGCCACUCACUGGGCGGCCGUCUCUCCCUUGUGUUGGUAUCUAUAAUGCUUCGCCUCCAUCGCCCGGCGAUGUCCAAUGGCGGCCUGCUUGGCACCCUCAUAGCCCAACUCAGCGAUUGAGAAGGGCUUCGUCUUCUCUUUGCCGCUCUCCUGCCGGCCUUCCAGCAAUUCUUCCUUUUGUCGUGAAAGACGCCCUUGACGCCGCUCCGGUGCUUUGAUAGCUUCCUCACCGACGCACAGCCAGCGCUCUCCAUCUCACGACGGUGCUGCUCGGCCAACGCCUGACGGACGGAUGCACAAGAGAGAGACUCAGGGGGAGAGGGAACGGGCGGCGUUGUGCGCACCUUGGCUGUGUCGAAGCCAUGGUCUCUGACGGAGAAGUACUUGAUCUUCUCCUUCGAGCCGCCCUUUUCGCACCACGAUGCCAUCCAGGCCUGGUUCUUCUCAUGCCAGCGAACACCCGCCACGUUAGACUGAUGCUCUGCAGUUGGUACCACACAUAAUCAAUCGGUUGCAGCGGUGUGUUGGAUUUGCCUCUUGGUCUCCUCACCGGAUUUGGUGAUGACGGUCUUCCCCUUGCUGCCGGCCUUGCUGUCGGUGUCGGCGGCCCACUGGGGGCCAGACAUACAGAUGGACGACCACACAUCACCGGCGGACACCGACGCACCAUCCCUCUUGGCCGCCUUGGGCCUCCGGCGUGGCUGGGGAGACGGUGAGCGGCUGCCGUCAUCAUGAUCAUUAUGGCUCUCACUUCCACCCUGAUCAGACUGGCGGGCGGCCCAAGCCACGAUGCUCCUCUGCCGGGCACGUCGGUCCAGUGUCGCGUCUCCUUCUCGACUCAUACGGGGGCG
This is a messenger RNA of Vitrella brassicaformis, 1225 nucleotides long. The record is from the annotation of a GenBank genome assembly. Lineage: Eukaryota; Vitrellaceae.